GCGCUGGGAGGCGGCGAUCGAGAGGCAGGGCCGAUCGAUUGCUGCUGCCUGGCUUCCUGCGUGCGCCGUGCGCUGCGGGCUUUUCGCGCCUGCGUAGUGCGCCCCCCUCCCUUUCUGCCUCCUCUGCCGCCAUGGCGCCAGUGAAAAAGCUUGUGGCGAAGGGGGGCAAAAAAAAGAAGCAGGUUUUGAAGUUCACCCUUGACUGCACCCAUCCUGUAGAAGAUGGAAUCAUGGACGCUGCCAAUUUUUGGCAACAGAACAAAAAAGUCCCUUUUGGACAGAGGUCCCUGAAGCCUGAGGUGAAUGGCUCUCCCUGGCUCCCAUGGUGCUUUGCAGAGCGUGUCUGGGCUCCCAGGCCCCUGGUGCCUCUGCUGUACCAUGCAGGCAACUCCAGGCAGGAGCAGUUCCUCCAGGAGAGAAUCAAGGUGAAUGGGAAAGCUGGGAAUCUUGGUGGAGGGGUUGUGACCAUCGAACGGAGCAAGAGCAAGAUCACUGUCACCUCUGAGGUGCCUUUUUCCAAAAGGUAUUUGAAAUAUCUCACCAAAAAAUAUUUGAAGAAGAACAAUCUUCGAGACUGGUUGCGUGUUGUCGCCAACAGCAAAGAGAGUUAUGAAUUGCGUUACUUCCAGAUUAACCAGGAUGAAGAAGAGGAGGAGGAUGAGGAUUAAGACACAUUGGUCUGGAAUGUUUUGUAUUAAUUCAUAAAUAAAAUUUAGGAACAAAA
Meriones unguiculatus (Mongolian gerbil) is the source of this 724-nucleotide messenger RNA. It is a transcript of the gene Rpl22, whose product is annotated as ribosomal protein L22. NCBI's taxonomy places the organism in Eukaryota, Metazoa, Chordata, Mammalia, Rodentia, Muridae. Gene Ontology annotation, molecular function: structural constituent of ribosome; RNA binding. The record is from RefSeq and is a predicted model, not a curated record. The coding region runs from base 132 to 668 and encodes 178 amino acids. Gene Ontology annotation, biological process: cytoplasmic translation. The transcript is spliced from 5 exons. Gene Ontology annotation, cellular component: ribosome.